Molecule: messenger RNA, 986 nt
Organism: Peromyscus eremicus (cactus mouse)
Lineage: Eukaryota; Metazoa; Chordata; Mammalia; Rodentia; Cricetidae
Product: dehydrogenase/reductase SDR family member 2, mitochondrial-like
Exons: 8
Coding region: 1-855 (284 amino acids)
Molecular function (GO): carbonyl reductase (NADPH) activity
Source: RefSeq, a predicted model, not a curated record
AUGGCUGCCAUGUUCAGGUCUAUCCCACAGGUCUUUAGGGGCCAUCAAUGUGCAUCAGUCCUUCUCUCAGCAAGAAUGUUCAACAAAAAAGCAGAUGAGAAACUUAACCUGACUGAUAAAGUGGCUGUGGUCACUGGCUCUACAAAAGGGAUUGGCUUUGCCGUCGCCCGGCGUCUGGCCCAGGAUGGGGCGCAUGUAGUCAUCAGCAGCCGGAAGCAACAUAAUGUGGACCAAGCUGUGGCCAUAUUGAAGGAGGAGGGGCUGAGUGUGACAGGCACUGUGUGCCAUGUGGGGAAGGCUGAGGACCGCCAGCACCUUGUGACCACAGCCCUGGAACACUCUGGGGGUGUUGACUUCCUGGUGUGUGUGGCAGGAGUCAAUCCUUUGGUAGGAAGCACCCUGGGAGCCAGUGAACAGAUCUGGGACAAGAUCCUGGAUGUAAAUGUGAAGUCUCCAGCUCUGUUGCUAAGCCAGUUGCUGCCCCACAUGGAGAAGAGGGGGGGAGGCUCUGUUGUUCUGGUAUCCUCUGCAGUGGCUUAUGUCCCAGUGCCGAAACUGGGCGCCUACAACACCAGCAAGACGGCUCUGCUGGGCCUCUGCAAGUCUCUGGCUGUGGAGCUGGCUCCGAGAGGCAUCAGAGUGAACUGCAUAGUGCCUGGAGUUAUCAAGACUGACUUUGGCCUGGGGGAGAAAACAUUGCCGAACAUGUGGCCUGAGUUGAAUAAAAUCUACGGACUGCAGCGGUUAGGGGAGCCAGAAGACUGUGCCGGGAUUGUGUCUUUCCUCUGCUCCUCAGAUGCCAGCUACAUCACCGGGGAGAACAUCACAGUAGCUGGCUUCUCCCCUAGACUGUGAAAAGAGCGUGGCUUAGAGACUGGCUGGAGGUCCUCGGGAAAGCAGAGGGCUUGCUGGGGAACAGUAGAUGAAGAGCCUUAGCAUGUGCUUGGGGUCCAGGUCGUACAGGGAACACCUACUUAAAAAUGGUG